Messenger RNA from Rhinopithecus roxellana (golden snub-nosed monkey), 3185 nucleotides. RefSeq names its product SMAD family member 6 (gene SMAD6). The transcript has 4 exons. Gene Ontology annotation, cellular component: heteromeric SMAD protein complex. Bases 1234 to 2724 code for a protein of 496 amino acids. The record is from RefSeq and is a predicted model, not a curated record. Gene Ontology annotation, biological process: BMP signaling pathway; anatomical structure morphogenesis; SMAD protein signal transduction. Lineage: Eukaryota; Metazoa; Chordata; Mammalia; Primates; Cercopithecidae. Gene Ontology annotation, molecular function: I-SMAD binding; transcription regulator inhibitor activity.
AAAGCGGGCCGCGGGAGCUGUCAGGCCCGUGGGCCGGGGUGCCGGAGCGGUGUGGGGCGGGGGCCCGAGCUCGGCCCGCCCCGGGAGCCGGCCCCUUGGAGCCUCCGGCCCUGCAAUGGGACGUGUUCUCCUUUAAGAGUUAAGAAACUUGAAACCUUGUUUGCGCAACAAUCAGCGCCGCGGAGCCGCCAAAGUGUCUAGACUGGCAUAUGAUGGGAGUCAGCCAAUGACUCCGCGGCGCUCCUCCGGGGGCCCUCAGUGUGCGUUUGAGGAGAACAAAAAAGAGAGAGCGAGCGGAGCAGGGGAGCGAUCGAGGGAGCCGAGCCGAGAGAAAGAGCCGCCGGGCGCUGCCUUGCCAGACCUCGCUGGGACCCCGGGGCCACCGGGAGGCACUUCUGUGGAGGGGGGAGGGGGGGGGCGACCUCGGCAGCGUCGGCGCACGAAGCGUCCGAGGGCAGCGUGGGGCGGGCUGCGACCUCUGCCUCGGUGGACUGCAUUUUUAAUUAAGGAUUCCCAGCAGCUCUUUGGGAUUUUUACAGCUUCCACUCAUGUGUUGACACCCGCGUCCAGGAGAAACUCGCUCCAAGUGCAUCUAGCGCCUGGGACCUGAGACGGCGUUGGCCUUUCGUGCAUGCAAAUCCAGGGAUUUAGGUUUUGUUUGGGAUUUCCUUUUCUUUCUUUCCUUUUUUUUUUUUCUUUUUGCAGGGAGUAAGAAGGGAGCUGGGGUUAUCAACAAGCUUGCCUUUCGGAUCCUGCAGGAAAAGCCCAUGUAGUUAAGCGCUUUGGUUUAAAAAAAGGCAGGGUAAAGGGAGGGCUUUCCAAACACAUUUGGGGGUUCGCGCGAGCGCUUUGUGCUCAUGGACCAGUCGCGCAACUUUUGAAGGCUCGCCGGCCCAUGUGGGGUCUUUCUGGCGGUGCGCAGCCUGCAGCCCCCUCAAAGCGCGGGGGCUGGAGUUGUUGAGCAGCCCCGACGCUGCGGUCCAUGUAGCCGCUGGCCGCGCGCGGACUGCGGCUCGGCGUGCGCGUGUUCCCGGCCGUCCCGCCUCGGCGAGCUCCCUCAUGUUGUCGCCCUGCGGCGCCCCUUCGACGACAGGCUGUGCACGGUCUGCACGGCGCUCCGCGGCGGAGCUUCAUGUGGGGCUGCGACCCGCGCAGCCGGCGCCUCGCUGAGGGAACGGACCCCUGGUAACCGGAGACCGCCUCCCCCCCACCCCUGGCGCCAAAGGAUAUCGUAUGUUCAGGUCCAAACGCUCGGGGCUGGUGCGGCGACUUUGGCGAAGUCGUGUGGUCCCCGACCGGGAGGAAGGCGGCAGCGGCGGCGGUGGUGGCGGCGACGAGGAUGGGAGCUUGGGCAGCCGAGCUGAGCCGGCCCCGCGGGCAAGAGAGGGCGGAGGCUGCAGCCGCUCCGAAGUCCGCCCGGUAGCCCCGCGGCGGCCCCGGGACGCAGUGGGACAGCGAGGCGCCCAGGGCGCGGGGAGGCGCCGGCGCGCAGGGGGCCCCCCGAGGCCCAUGUCGGAGCCGGGGGCCGGCGCUGGGGGCUCCCUGCUGGACGUGGCGGAGCCGGGAGGCCCGGGCUGGCUGCCCGAGAGUGACUGUGAGACGGUGACCUGCUGUCUGUUUUCGGAGCGGGACGCCGCCGGCGCGCCCCGGGACGCCAGCGACCCCCUGGCCGGGGCGGCCCUGGAGCCGGCGGGCGGCGGGCGGAGUCGCGAAGCGCGCUCGCGGCUGCUGCUGUUGGAGCAGGAACUCAAAACAGUCACGUACUCGCUGCUGAAGCGGCUCAAGGAGCGCUCGCUGGACACGCUGCUGGAGGCGGUGGAGUCCCGCGGCGGCGUGCCGGGCGGCUGCGUGCUGGUGCCGCGAGCCGACCUCCGCCUGGGCGGCCAGCCCGCGCCGCCGCAGCUGCUGCUCGGCCGCCUCUUCCGCUGGCCCGACCUGCAGCACGCAGUGGAGCUGAAGCCACUGUGCGGCUGCCACAGCUUCGCCGCCGCUGCCGACGGCCCCACCGUGUGCUGCAACCCCUACCACUUCAGCCGGCUCUGCGGGCCAGAAUCUCCGCCACCUCCCUACUCUCGGCUGUCUCCUCGCGACGAGUACAAGCCACUGGAUCUGUCCGAUUCCACAUUGUCUUACACUGAAACAGAGGCUACCAACUCCCUCAUCACUGCUCCGGGUGAAUUCUCAGACGCCAGCAUGUCUCCGGACGCCACCAAGCCGAGCCACUGGUGCAGCGUGGCGUACUGGGAGCACCGGACGCGCGUGGGCCGCCUCUACGCGGUGUACGACCAGGCCGUCAGCAUCUUCUACGACCUACCUCAGGGCAGCGGCUUCUGCCUGGGCCAGCUCAACCUGGAGCAGCGCAGCGAGUCGGUGCGGCGAACGCGCAGCAAGAUCGGCUUCGGCAUCCUGCUCAGCAAGGAGCCCGACGGCGUGUGGGCCUACAACCGCGGCGAGCACCCCAUCUUCGUCAACUCCCCGACGCUGGACGCGCCCGGCGGCCGCGCCCUGGUCGUUCGCAAGGUGCCGCCCGGCUACUCCAUCAAGGUGUUCGACUUCGAGCGCUCGGGCCUGCAGCAUGCGCCCGAGCCCGACGCCGCCGACGGCCCCUACGACCCCAACAGCGUCCGCAUCAGCUUCGCCAAGGGCUGGGGGCCCUGCUACUCCCGGCAGUUCAUCACCUCCUGCCCCUGCUGGCUGGAGAUCCUCCUCAACAACCCCAGAUAGUGGCGGGCCCGGCGGAGGGGCGGGUGGGAGGCCGCGGCCGCCGCCACCUGCCGGCCUCGAGAGGGGCCGAUGCCCAGAGACACAGCCCCCACGGACAAAAUCCCCCAGAUAUCAUCUACCUAGAUUUAAUAUAAAGUUUUAUAUAUUAUAUGGAAAUAUAUAUUAUACUUGUAAUUAUGGAGUCAUUUUUACAAUGUAAUUAUUUAUGUAUGGUGCAAUGUGUGUAUAUGGACAAAACAAGAAAGACGCACUUUGGCUUAUAAUUCUUUCAAUACAGAUAUAUUUUCUUUCUCUUCCUCCUUCCUCUUCUUUACUUUUAUAUAUAUAUAUAUAUAUAUAUAAAGAAAAUGAUACAGCAGAGCUAGGUGGAAAAGCCUGGGUUUGGUGUAUGGUUUUUGAGAUAUUAAUGCCCAGUCAAAAAGCUAAUACCAGUCACUCGAUAAUAAAGUAUUCGCAUUAUA